CGGCUCUUUUUGACCUUUUCUUCAUACUUGUUAUCCUCAUAAUGAAGUUCUCUGCAGUUCUCUCUACCUUGAUGGUAGCCGGCCUGGUUGUCGCGGCUCCUCCUGCUCCACGCCCUACUGAUAUCCAACCUCACCACCACCAUAACCCUCCUCCUAACGCUCCUCUUCCCAAACCCCACCACAACAACAAGCGUGACGGCCCAGAGCCUCCUUAUGAUGAGCCCACACCCGACGCUCCCAAGCCUGCGAAUGAUCCCCAGCCCCAUGAUCAGCCCAAGCCCAUCCCUCAACCCUCUAAGGACGGACCCCUUCCCAACGACCCGAAUGCCCCACAGAAGCGCAAUGAUGGACCGAAGCCUCCAAAGAAUCCUCAGCCAAAACCUCAACCAAAGCCUCAGCCUAAGCCUAAGCCCCAACCUAAGCCCCUCGAUGACAAGCCGCAGAAUCCGCCUAGGCCCAACUAGGUGAUGUGAGAUGGUGUUGCUGGGAUAGUUGUUGCAUCAGUGGAUGAGUGUAUGAUUGUUUAGAGGAAAAGUUGGUCCCGUUGUGAUCUCUACGGGUAGAUAAAAGUUAA
Messenger RNA from Aspergillus piperis CBS 112811, 574 nucleotides. RefSeq lists its product as uncharacterized. The transcript is spliced from 2 exons. NCBI's taxonomy places the organism in Eukaryota, Fungi, Ascomycota, Eurotiomycetes, Eurotiales, Aspergillaceae. The coding region runs from base 42 to 464 and encodes 140 amino acids. The record is from RefSeq and is a predicted model, not a curated record.